This is a messenger RNA of Podarcis lilfordi (Lilford's wall lizard), 13565 nucleotides long. Lineage: Eukaryota; Metazoa; Chordata; Lepidosauria; Squamata; Lacertidae. The record is from the annotation of a GenBank genome assembly.
AAGAAACCAGAAUGACCUAUAGUGGGAUUUUUCCUAUAAGAAAGAAUGUGCAUCUUUUGAAACUGUGGCUACUACUCAUGAAGGUUAUAUAUUACCUCCAGUAUCAGACACAUACCUGCUUCUGAAUACCAGUUGCUAGGAAUCAUAAAUGAAAACAAGCUAUUGAGCUCAGGUCCUUCUUAUGGGUUUAAUUAACUAUGGCAAGCUGUCACAUAUACAUUCAUUGAGAGUUCUAGAUGGAGACACAACUGUGCUAGUGACCCUCUGUUGUUGUCUUUCUUGUCAAUGUAACAAUGAAAUCAUGCCAGACUGGUGAACAUUUAUCUGAUUUGGUGGAACUUUUAGCCUGCUUCAGUUUGCACUGUGGUUGGCUUUCUGCCACAGCAUGUGUGAGCAACGAUUCAAAGUUAACACCAAACAAGGAGAUGCAACUCACCUUCUUCUUUGCUGUCUUCCUGAACCGCCUCUUCCUCACAUUCUUCAGUGGGAGAGUAACUGGAACAGCACAGCAAAUUAAUUACAUAGGGCAAAAGGGAGAGCUGAAGGGCAUUGUGACUAUCUAAGGGAAAAUGGAUCUCUCCUUGAGCAGUGAGCUAGGCAGCAAAGACGAGAACAGCCAAUGGCAGCUCCCCAAUUUCGAAGAAACCAAGAGGGUGAGGGUGAAUCUUAGUCGUAUUGUAUUGGCAAACAAUACUCCAACUCCUUGAGGAUCAAUGGAGGGGACUUUUCUGGAGGUAGAAUGAGAAGCGGGCACAAAGUCGAGUAAGGAAGGUGAAAUGAAAUAUUCUACUCACUGCCAUGAUUCCAGAGGAACUUCUUCUCUCUGUCUUUGUCUUUCUUCUUAUUGGCUUUGACAUCGGUACUUGAAGGAGUUUUAGCAUCAGUAGUCGCUGGCGCUGGCUCUUCCUGAGUAGGGUAUAGUUCACCAUCCACAGUGCACACAAGCAUCUAAAUCCCCACAAAGAGAGGCAACUGUUAUAUGCAAGGUCAAUGUCAGGGAUUCGCACUGCUGGGUACCUGAAGGCUCUAGUAACAUUCAUAUUACUAUUAUGCUGGUAAUAUUAAACUUUAUUAUCACACAUUUUUGCACAUUAUUCUUAUUUAUGGCUAUGGAUGUAGCCAUCUGAAGUUUCAGUAUGGUAUAGGUUUUGUUUAAUAUUUGUACCUUCCUAUUAUUUUGGUAUUUGAAUUCUUGAACUCAUGGAGAUAAGGGCCCCAUCGAGAUCAUUGUGCCUGAAGGCUGGCCAAAAUCUGAAGCCAGCACUGGUUGGAUAUGAAAGCACUGGGGAGAAGAGGAGACAACCAACCAUUUUGUCACCAACAGUAUUAGGCACAAGCCUCUCUAAGACCGUUCAAUUUUCUUGCUUCGGGGGAACAGCCACCUGUAAGGAAUUUCUCACACUCAAAAUUGGGUGUAGAUGUUUUACAUCGUGGAACAUCCAUAAAGAGCAUGGAAAUGAGAGUGGGGGUAAAAUUGAGACUGUGUACAAGACACAGGGGGGACAGAGAAAGUCUGAUAUCCAGACCAUGAGACAAUACUUACUUGGCAAAUAUCUGCUGUCUUAUAGAAAGUCUUCUUAUCGAUUGUUUUUAAACUCUCUGUGAUACAAGGCAAGUCCACCAGCUUAGCGGCUAAUGGGGCCCGGUCUACUCGCACAAUCCCAUGGCGGCCAUCUGCUGCAGAGAGGAAAGUAGGCUUGCACUUGAAGAUUCGUGGUAUCUUAUUAGCAAUUCAAAACACAGUUCUGGCAUGUUUAACAUGUGUGCAUGUGCGCUACUUCAUAAGAGCCCUGCUGGAUCAGACCAAAGGCAUAUCUAGCUCAGUUUCCUAUUUGCCUCAAUGGUCACCCUGAGGACAUGAGAGCAAUAACCUCCUGCUUGUGUUCCUCAUCAACUGGUAUUCAGAAGCAUACUGCUUCUGAUAUUGGAGGCAAUGUAGCCAACAGAACUAGCAGCCACCAGUAGCCAUGAAUUUCUCCAAUUCCCUUUUAAAGUCAUCCUAGCUGCUGGCCAUCACUACAUCUUGGGGUAGCAAAUUACACAGUAACUAUAAACUAUUAACUACAAAUUAUGUGAAGAAGUUGUUCCUUUUGUCUGUCCUCUCAACAUUUGGCUCCACUGGAUGCCAAAUUCUAUGAGAGAGUGAGAAAAACUUCUCUUGUGUCCGCAUCAUUUUAUACAGGCAUCCUCACACUAACAAAGGGGUUGCUUCCAGCCCCCUGAACACAUAAGUGAAAUCGUAUAAAGCGUGGCGCACCCUCUAAACUCCCUCUCAUACCAAAAAUACUGUAUCAAAAAAUAUGCACAACUAGAAUUGACAUUCUGGGGUCAGCUGGAGGCUGCAUGGGAAAGAGGCUGCUGCUCCUGAGCUACCCCACAUGUCGGCUGUUAGACAAGGAGGCUAAGCAGCCAGAACAAAGCCCCACUGUGCUUCCAGUCUCUUCAGGGCUUCCUCUGCCCUCACUGGCAUCGUCUUCAGGCUCCAUAGAGGGUCUCCUCGUGAGCCAGCUCCCUCCUGCCAUUUCUGGGUUUGAAUUAUUUAAUUAUUUCCCAGUCACGCAUGAGUCGAUCACACAUAAGUUGGAAGGCACCUAUACAUCUCAAUCAUGUUUUCCUUUAUAACAAAAAAAUAAUACUGGCAUACUGUGCAGAACUUUGAUUACUGCAACAUUCAGUGAUAACUUGCAAAUGUGAAUGGGUUAUCAUUAAAAUAAUGCUCAUGUAACCUCAAACACAUAAGUCACCUACUGAACAGCCAAUCAAAUCAAGUGAUAUUCAUGCAUGUGGAAACCAACAUUACAGGUGGGAACGUGGAUUAGAUAUAUUAUCUUCCUGAAGUAUAGAUAGGAGAAAAGACCAGUUGUACUACCCCCAUUUACAAAAAACUAAUUCAACUUUUCCGCUGUUUUUAGAGGCAUCAGUGGCAGAACAAUCCCUCUCCCUCCCCAGCAAUUUCAUGUAGCCCCACCCAAUAGCUUCCUAAUGAUUGGGCGUUCCAAACUGCAGGACCUGAUGAAUAGCUUAAGGUAAUAAAUGUGUAACAACAAAAGUCAAGUGUUCUAGCUGAUUAAGUUUUACUCAGACUAGACUCACUGAAAUUAAUAGGCCAAAGUUAGCCAUGUCCAUUCAUUUCAGUGGGUCUACUCUGAGCAGGACUAGCACUGGAUACAACUCCCAAGAAGUAAGAACUCAUUGACCUGGUCCUCUUACCAUGCAAUUCUAUGGUGAGCCUGUCCUUCAAGUUGACACUUCCAGACUGGACUGCCCUCCGCACAGUAGAAGCAUGUUCCUGAAAAGGCAGAGUUUACAAUAGAGUCAUACCUCAAGUUGCGUUUGCUUCACGUUGCGUUUUUUCAGGUUACGAAUGCGGCAAACCUGGACGUGUUUACUUCCGGGUUCGCCGCUUCACGCAUGUGCAGGAGCAAUCUGUGCGCUUCACGCACGCGCAGGAGCGCUCUAUUGCGUCACAUGCAGGCACAGAAGCAGCACUCUAACAGACUUUUCAGGGUGCGAACGGCACCCUGGAACGGAUCGGGUCCGUAAGUAGAGGUACUGUCAGCAUUUUCAUCCCUCCCUUUGCAAGGAUCACCAGAUCAUGUUUGUUUUCCUUUCUGUCUAAAGGAGGGGGAGGAAGCUACUCUUCCAGACUUCCAUCCCUAGCACUAUGUGUCUUUUUCUUUGACCUGUCUAGAGACAAGAUGGCAGUAUGAGAGAGCUGUUUCUCUCGUACAUGUUUGUUAUGUUCUUUUGUUUGUUUAAUUAGAAGAAAUAAAUUAGGUAUGCAACAAAACCUCCACAGCUUUGCUUCUGUUACUCUGCUGCGUUUCAGGUGCUCACAUGAGCAAAUGUGAGUCCACUGCACCAGGACCUAUUCCUCGGGAAUGCUGUGUUGAUGUUCCUACGUUCCUGUGAUCGGAAGGUCAGAGAAGGUGCUCCCGACACCCAGCCCAUGCAGGCACUGAAGACGUGGACUGAACAUGGGUGUACAGAAAGGUACCACUGUACCAACCCAUAUUCAUGCCUCCAGCAAUAGAAUCAGGAAGCAAGCACAGAGCACUUUGAGGCUAUUUAUUGCAAAGGGUCUCUUACCGGAGGCAGUCUCAGUAUAAACUGGCUCUCCAAUUCAUGGGGAGCAUCAUCUUUGUUCUUGCUCAUCUUUUGUUCUUGUGUUUCAGGGAACAAGAAAAGAGAAAGCAUGGUUACCUGUUGGCCUAAAAGUAGCUUCUCUCAACCUUUGUUAUCCAACCUGCUGUGUUGCUAAUAGCCUCAAAGUAGCAGUACACCCAAAUGCAUUCUGCUCAGAAGCACCUUAUUUGAAGGAACUAGAGAACUUGCACCACACAUGAAAAGCAUAUUCUGGACAAUAAAGCCACAGAUGCAACUGGCAGCUUAAGAAAUAAAAGGCAAGAUGGUAAAAGCAGAAGGGUUUGCCCACAUAGCCACUACAGUCUCCAUAAUUUACUCUGAGCCGCAGUUUCAGUCAUACGACAGGGCAAAACUCAACAGCUUUAAGAUAAAGAGCAGAAUCAAGCUAGCAAAGCUUCUCUCUUCUUCCCCACCCCAUACUCUGAAAAAGUCAUUCUUAGCUCUUUCAAAUAAGGUGUGAUCAGCAGUGUAGAAAAUCAGAUUUGAUCACAGACAAUCCACACAAGAUCAAAGGAAUGCAGGAAUCACAGUACAGUAUAAGAUUACUGUUUGAAGCAUAAGGAGAAUGCAGCCGUUGGUAGUAAAGAUCCUGCCAUUUAUGAAGCACUGGGUGCUGACUGGGUGGCAAGUAAAAGUGGAGAUUCCCUGCCACUGAACUAGUGACAGUAAAACCUUCUAUAAAGUUGGCAAUGGAUGCCACAUGUGUAAAAGGCUACAGAUUUCACUGUCUCAAAACACAGCAGCUCAUCAACAUUUUUGCUCCAGUACGCCCCCUCCAUUCCCCUAAUCACACUCCAAAGGCUUGCAGUCCUCUUUUGGAUAAUUUCAGAAAGGCAGGAGUAAUAUUUGCAUUUAGAUCCUUCUUCUAGAAAGAACUACAGAGCCAACACCAGAGUAUCAUAAAAGAAACAAAUGCAUUACUUGUAGAUGCCAUCUCUCCUCUUCUUGCUUCACGCAAACGUUUAUAAAAACUUGUACCAUUCAAAAAAACUAAACAUAAAUGCAGAAAACAACAGUUAAAAAAAGAAAAGAAAAAUGUCUGUAGAUCAAACAAUGCCUGCUACUAAAGUGAGAUUAAAUACAUCAAAUUGCUGUUUCUCUGUCCCCAUGAAUGAGAUUCUAUAAUAACAACAACAAUAACAAUAAUAAAUCCCUUAAUAAUAAUAAUUCCCCUGAACUCUUCCCCUGAACUCUCCCCCAUCCCUCAUAACCUCUCUCUCUAUAGCUGAGGAUCAGCUAAUCUGCAGGCAAUAAUUUGUUUACCUAUAGCAAGGGUAGCCCAACAUGGUUCUUUCCAGGUAUUGAAGACUACAACUCCCAGCAUCCCUGACCAUUGGCAUCUGUCUAGGUUGGAUUAGAAUUGAAUGUGGUGUCAUCCAGAUGUUAUGGACUUCAAAUUCCCAGACAGCAUGAUAAUGGGCAAGGGUGAUGGGAGUUGUUAUCUUAAAAUAUCUGGAUGGCACUAUGGUUGCCAUACUUACCAUAGAAGAGUUUGGAGAGGAAGAGUUUGGAUUUGAUAUCCCGCCUUUCACUCCCUUUAAGGAGUCUCAAAGCGGCUAACAUUCUCCUUUCCCUUCCUCCCCCACAACAAACACUCUGUGAGGUGAGUGGGGAUGAGAGACUUCAAAGAAGUGUGACUGGCCCAAAGUAGUAUAUUUUCUUUUAAUUGUCAAAUAAUUCUGUGUACAUUGCGGCAGCCUUUGGCUAUGUGCAAUAAAACUGACUGACUGGCCCAAGGUCACCCAGCAGCUGCAUGUGGAGGAGCAGAGACGCAAACCCGGUUCCCCAGAUAACGAGACUACCGCUCUUAACCACUACACCAUACUGACAAAAAAGGCAAACAAGUUCAGAAAUCAGAUUAUCCUCAGCUUUUUUAGUGGUUACCAGUAUGAAACUUUCAUACGUUGACUCCAAAAUGAAGCAUUUUUUAAGGACCAUAGAUAGGGCACAACCAAAGAAGUAAUGACAUGUAUGUUGAAUAAUAGUUAGUAUUAGUAUUUUGAAAAAUAAUUGGAACAUUCAAAGCACUUAGUAUGCAGUAUCUUACUGCAACAACUCUGCAAAGUCAGUCAUUCUCCUUACACAUCAGGUGAGCGAAGGGGCUGAGGCUGAUUAAGCAUCUGGAUUGUGGUUCAAUCUCUGAGCCAUUACACGAUAACUGCUUUUUUGUGUGGAAAGAAUGCUCUGCAAGACUAUCCAAUGGCUAUAUCAGAGAUGAAUUAAAUCAGGAUUGCUGGAAACCAUAUUAUUUUAAACUGGGGAGGGGAAACAGACUUUACUUGAAUGAAGACAUCAUUGAGUACUACAGGUACAAGACCAAAUCCUUGCAUUGUGCAUGGAUCUGGUUGAAUAAUGUCUUAUACAAAGUCAGAUGAUCAAACCAUCUAGAUCAUUGGUCUUCAACUGGUGGGUUGGGACCCACUAGUGAAUUGCUGCGUUUUCCAAGGUGGGUCAUAAGAGGAGCAUUACCACCAUGCAAAUAUAUGGUAAAAAAUAAGAAAUGGGUCCCCAGAUGCAAAUUUGGAUUGAAGGUGGGCCCUGGACCUGAAAAGGCUGAAGAUACCUGAUCUAGACCAAAGCUGCUACCCUAAGUGUUAGUUUUCCAUGCUGAUACAGGAAGUGCCAGAGGCUGGACUGGGGACCUUCUCCAUACAAAGCAUGGAGCUUUCCCCAUCAAAGCUGAUUUAAAAUUGUGCCCAGUUUAAGUGUAUUAAAAUGUAUCAUUUAACCACCUUACUUACACAUACAACAGGGCAUUUAAAUGAUACUAAAAGCUACCAACUUGGGAUGGCUUUAAGAAAGAAUUGGUCCCAUUUUGCAUGAAUUUAUCUUAUCAGUGGCAACUAGUCACAAUGUUUACAUUCUUCCUUCACUGUCAGAGCCAAUAGGCCUCUAAAUACCAACUGCAUGAAAUCACAAGUGAAGAGAGUGCUGUUGCAUUCAGAUCCUGCUUGCAGAUUUCCCCACAGGCUCUCAGACUCUCCGUGUGUCCCUAUUUUCAAAGGACAGCCCUCUGACUGUCCUCCCGGGGGGCGCCUCGCCCACCCCACCCCCCAUCCUGGUUUCUGGAUCUGAGCCCAGAAUAUCCCAUAUCAUCAUUAUGGGAUAGGGGGCCGCUCCUAUUUUCAUCGGAGGUGUUGCGAGGGUAUGGGGAGCCCUGAAGGUGGGUUUUUUCCCCCUUUGGGGGUGGGGUGAGAUAGCGCGGAGAGAGAGAAAGUGGAAAAGUCCCGAGAAAUGAAAGGAAGGGUCUAGGGAGAGAUCUGGGGCCGGCGGAGGCCUCGGUGAGCUGGGCUUGGGAGCAGCAGUGCUCAGGUGAGGCCUGUCCCCCCCCCCCCCGGGGCGCGCCUCGCCCACCCCCGCUUCCCCAGUCACCAGUCACUCACCGGCAGCCGGCAGCCAAGUGUGCCAAAGGUGGCCAGCCCUGCUCCGCCCCGGAAGCCGCGGAAGCGGAACAGGCGGCCACGGGGCGGAGGAGGAGGCGGAGAGAGGAAGGGACGCCGCGGGAGGCCUGCCGGCAGCUGCUCCUGACAGGGAAGAGAGCGACGGCAGCGACAGGUACCGGCGCGCCCCACCCCACCCGCCGCCCUUAGACAGGCCUCGACCUCCCUGCUCGCCUCAGGCCUAGGGGGGCCCCUCGCUCAGGGGAACCGCGGAAAGCUUCCUUUCAAAAAUCCGGAUUAAUAAAUCCGGAGUGGCUUUAGUCCCUUAUAAUCUUACUUUACCUGUAAUCCACCCCCCCUAAAAAAAAUCAGGGACGAGUGUUACUUGGCUGGGGAAGGCGAAGGGGAGUGUCUGCUUUUCCGCCCAAAUUAAGCCCCUUUAAUGUUUUAUGUUACCUUGGUGGUUUGUGGUUGGCGGGGGCGCGCGUGUAUCUAAAGUAAAAUUUGCCGCCUAUUUACUCCGGAGGUUUCAAGGCAGCCUACAAAACAGCUAAGAGUAUAUAGGUAUAUGGAGACUUACUGGCAUUUUGUAUUAUUUGUGUUUAAUUGCAAAUACGCAGGUUGAGUUUGCUGCUCCAGGCAACCUGUUUAUUGAACAUUCAUCCUGGUUGGUUUGUGGAGAUGUUGUUUAAUGUCCAGUUAUUUCCGCCGCCCCCCUCCCAUGUUUCCAGUGAAUUUAUAUCCCAAAAGUCCCAGGCUUGGGGUUUUUUGUUUUAAGUGGGUGCCAAACCAACUUUUAAUUGUGCAACUCAAUUUUUUUAAUAUGCGUUUGACGCAACUCCAGAUCUCCAGAGAGUCACAGCCAACACCCAGAAUUCUGCUAGCUUACAAACGCCCAAAAGUCAGCUGAGUCUUGGUCUCAAGCACAGACACCUAAGUAUUACAACAUCACCUCGAAGGGAGAGGGGGAUAAAUAUAGGCCCUUUUUCAGGUACAGUGGUACCUCUGGAUGCCAGUGGGAUCCAUUCCGGAGCCCCGUUCGCAUCCUGAGUAGAACGUAACACGCAACUGUGCGGGUCGCGUUUUGCCGCUUCCGCGCAUGCGCAUGACGUCAUUUUGAGCGUCUGCACAUUUGCGAGUGGCCGAACCCGGAAGUAACGUGCUCCGUUACUUCUGGGUCGCUGCGGAGUGCAACCCGAAAAUACUUAACCUGAAGCUACUUCAACCUGAGUUAUGACUGUAUUCACUUGCCAUUCAAAAGACUUAUGGAAGAUCAUUAGCAAGUAGUUCCCACAUCACCAGUAGUACAAGAGAGGUAAAUAGUCCCUAUAAGGUUCCAUAUCCUUCCCAUGCCAGAUAUGGUCGACAGACAAUUCGUGAGAGUGCAAGCUCUCCAUGUUUCUUGUAUCGUCUGCUUUUGGUUUGAAAUACUAUAAGAUUUUGGCCUGUUUUUUCCUUGGGGGGCAUUUCUGCAGCUUGUGUAAGAGAAAUUCCCAGUUCCUUAUAACUCUGUCUUGUGAGUACCAUCCCCGGACUAGAUUUGGGUCACUUUAUCCUGUCCGUAUAUUUGAGGGCUUUGUUUGAAAGAAACUCGGAACGUGGUAAUUAGCCUCAAAAUAGUUUUAGAUAACCUCAAGGAGUUUUGGAUGGCUUCAGCAGGAUUUCAGAGGGGCUUCAGAAGAGCCUCAAAGGAAGGGAGGAUGUUUAAAAUGCUGUCUGGUGACUCCUGGAGUCCUUAGCUGGCUGGGAUAUACAGUGGUACCUCGGGUUACAUACGCUUCAGGUUACAGACUCCGCUAACACAGAAAUAGUGCUUCAGGUUAAGAACUUUGCUUCAGGAUGAGAACAGAAAUUGUGCUCCGGCGGCGCGGCAGCAGCAGGAGGCCCCAUUAGCUAAAGUGGUGCUUCAGGUUAAGAACAGUUUCAGAUUAAGUACAGACCUACAGAACGAAUUAAGUACUUAACCCGAGGUACCACUGUAAGAUUGUUUUCUGGGAGUGUGUCUUUUUCCCCGUGUUUUUAAAAGCUCCUACUCACUCUGCUGGUGCUCACAGGAGACUUGCUUCAGGCACCAUCUUCUUUCUCCCCCCACCCCAUAAGGUUAUGAUUAUACCAGUGUACCCCAAGAGUAUUUGAGGCCUGGAGGGAAAAAAUCCCCUUUUCCUUCUGUCAAAAGUAGCAAAGGGAGGCUAGUUAUGCUUACCCUAUUAGUGAACAUUGGGCCACUUCACAGAAAAAUCACUUCUACUUAAAGGACAUUGUGUCCAUUGGAAGCAUGUAGGUAGAACAUGAGUUGCUUGUAUGACAGAAUACUUAUUUAGUGAACUUUUCAUAGGACGUAACCUGCCAGUGUUGCAUUACUGUAUUUUAGGCUUCCUGCUAUUGCAGAUUCAACAUGGCUGUUCUUCUGGAACAGACAUUUACACUCUGAUCUUUCUCUCUCAAAACUUGAGGUGAUUGAAAUGGAGGACUCAAUGGGACGUUACGACUUCUACAUCGGACUGGGCCUGGCUCUCAGCUCUAGCCUGUUCAUUGGAGGAAGUUUUAUCCUAAAGAAGAAGGGACUUCUCAAGCUAAGUAGCAGAGGUGCUGUCAGAGCAGGUAAUGAUAUUGAAUAGGAGCUCACAGAGUUACCAUGACAUCUGUUGUGGAUGGGAAAAAUCCCAGAAACCAGGCUGUCGGUGCUUCUUAAGAGUUUGAAAAAGUUUUCCAGGCCAGCUUCUGUUUUCAUUUAAACUUCACCUUUGGUUUCUUUUCUCUCUUCACAGGUCUAGGGGGUCAUGCAUAUCUGAAGGAAUGGAUGUGGUGGGCAGGGCUGCUAACUAGUAAGUCCUUCCAUGCAAGAUUUUACCAUCUUCACCUACAUUUCAACAACUUGAAUUAUUCCCUUUGCCUUCUUACAUGACCUCCAAUAGCUCCCAAUGAGUUCCUUGGUAUAAGGAGCUUUAUAAUAAAGCAGCCUUGCAAAUUAAACCACCAGAGUGGCUGGGGCGUCUACAGAUGGAUGGGGUACAUCAUCAUCAUCAUCAUUAUUACUAUGAUUUAAAAUCAUUACUAGCCUGCCUAAUAACCUAGUCAUUUGUAGAUUACUGAUAGGAAGUGGAGGGGAUAAUGUUGAAUUAAGAAGACUUCUCUUGCUGGUCACCUGAUUUUCUCACCCACCAUGAGGGUAAGAAAGGAAGAUGGAAUUUGCUCUUUGUUAACCUUUUUUUUGCCAAUGGCAAACUGCUUCUCUUGCAGUGGGAAUUGGAGAAGUUGCCAACUUUGCUGCAUAUGCUUUUGCCCCUGCAACACUGGUCACUCCUCUAGGAGCGCUAAGUGUUUUAGUCAGGUAAGUACAACAUGAUCAGAUGUUUCCCAAUCCCUAAGCCCUUUUCUGGAAAUAAAGAUGCCAGUCUCAGGUCCUUUCUCAACACAGUUGUAUCUUCCUAUAGUGCAGUUUUAGCCUCCUACUUCCUGAACGAGCACCUGAACAUCCAUGGGAAGAUCGGCUGUAUCCUUAGCAUUUUAGGCUCCACUGUGAUGGUCAUCCAUGCCCCACAGGAGGAAGAGGUCUCCAGCCUGGAGUCAAUGGCGGAGAAACUAAAGGAUCCAGGUAUUAACUGCCCCUCUUCAUUUACCUAUUGUAUGUACGCCAACAGAAUACCAUUUUGGGUGAGGGGGACUUGACAGAAAUUGAGUGCUUUCCUUAAUUUCAUUGAAUGAAAACUCAUGUUGAUAAUCAGUAACCUGUGAGUCAAUAAUUUUUAUAGGACCUAUUUUAUUCUUUAUUCCCCACCGAUGACAUUUAGUUGGCUUUGAACCAUAACAGUAUCAUAAGAAUUCUAAAGCACACUGUGCACUGAAAAACUGUACAAGCAACUGAAGGAGGAAGGUCUUGGUUCUAGUCAAACCCAGUGCAAAAAAAAUUAUAAGCUGGGGGCUAUGUGUCUUAUCUUUUGAGCCACUGUCUAAGCUCUGCUGCUUAUACUUUUUCCUCUAUGUAUUUAACUCACCAGAUUCUACUAACUGAAUCUAGCUUGUGCACUCAUGGAUCUGAACAAAACUGUCUACAUCCUGCAGAAGUAAGCUACACCUAAAAGAUUCAUAUUGUCCUUAACAAUUUCUCAUCUUUCCUCCUCCACAGGAUUUAUAGUGUUUGCUGUGUGCAUGCUGGUGAGUUCAGCUCUUCUCAUCUUUGUGGCUGGGCCUCGCUAUGGACAUAGCAACGUCUUAGUGUAUGUUUUGAUCUGCUCUGCCAUUGGUUCGCUCUCUGUCUCAUCUGCGAAAGGCUUAGGUAUUGCCCUGAAAGAACUGUUUGCUGGGAAGCCUGUCUGGAAGGAACCGUUGAGCUAUUUACUUUUUAUUUGCCUUGUGAUCUCCAUCACCAUCCAGAUCAACUACCUAAACAAGGCCUUGGAUAUCUUCAACACAUCUGUAGUGACCCCCAUCUAUUACGUCCUCUUCACCACAGCAGUUAUGACUUGCUCUGCCAUUCUGUUCAAGGAGUGGCAGCAUCUGGUUCUGAUGCACAUCAUUGGCACCAUCAGUGGCUUCCUCACCAUUGUCCUUGGCAUCUUCCUACUGCAUUCUUUCAGAGACAUCCCCUUCACUGCAGACCUGCUGCCUCUUUUCCUGAAGGAUAACCAAACAAAUGUGCGAGCCGCUUCUUGGAGAAAGGGGGACAAGCAUCAGUCCUGUCUUCACCAGCCCCUUUUGGACUCUGAGGACACCCACAAAGAGGGGACAGAGAAAGCAGAGGAGCAAUAUGGCCAAAGUUUAUGAAAGCUAGCACAUUAUACAUAGCCUUUUGGCUUUAAAAAAGAUAUAUCCCAAUCCAUUUUCCAUGUUCCAAAGAGCUUCUUAAGACUGCUGCUGUUUUCCACUAGAAAUGUUGAAUCAGAUUCUAAUAAGCAACACUGAACUAUUUGAAAUGCUUUUAUGUGUGAGUCCUUUCACUGGUAACAUACUUGAACCAAAUUAGAGACCCAAUCAGGUCAAGCUAGAGCUCAGCAAGUGGCAGCCCUAGAGCUGAACUUGCUGUCGCCUGCAUUCCUUCCCGUGCAUCCAGAAGUGAUGUGAAGGACAAGAAGGAAAACCAGAGACAAAAAUAUGUGCACCUGAGGGGUUUUGGACCAGCCCCGACACAAAAAACAAGUUUCAAAAGUAAUGGGUGAUGUGGCAUUGGUAAGGAGGGUGUGAUUUGCUCAGGGGGUGUUGCAGAGUAAGCAGAAGCAAAAUACUUCAGUCUCCUAGUCAGAGGUAGGCAUGCACAGCAGAAUUCCUCUUUCUCUCGUAAUCUGCUGAAGGUAACUCAAAUCUCGGGGAAUGGGAAAAGUAGAAAAAUAUGUGUAUGACCAAGAGGACCAGUAUGUGGACAAACAAGAGUGUGCAAGAGAGAGGAGGGUUUCUCCCUGUGUUUUCUUCCUCUGGGUCAUUUUAAAGAACGCAGAUUAAGGGAAGACACAUGCGAACACAAGGACAAGCUGGCAUGGACAGCAGACCACUUGGGUUAUGGAGAAGCUUGGCUCUAUCAUGUAAAGUGCCCCACUGAUAAAACAAGGAUAUAAGCAAUGAGUUCAGCUCUUGAAUGAGCUCUACAUUGGUGUACAUCAGAAUGCACAGAAGUUCUGUAAAACGUAACUGUUUUAACUCAGUAUGCAAGUCUCUCUUAUGAGAAUGCAGCUGCUACUGUGUUUACAUGCCUGAUCUUAAUAACAGUGCUCUACCACUUUCUGAAUGUAAGGACAGUGCAUUUUAAGUGACUUAAAAAUUAACUUCUCUUUAAAGUAUUAUCACGGGUUGCCAACCUUCUACGUCUCUUGGGUACAUUUGCAAACCAGAGAACCUGUUGUAAGACACACACAAGCACAUAUUCUGUUGGCUGCGAUAGAAUGCUUAUUUCUCAUUUCAGUGGGGGGAGAGGAGAACAAGAGGGCACUGGUUGUCAGGGAAGCCCAGUGCCACAGGGGCUGUGUUGAUGAUCACUUAAUGUUGAUGAUGUAUUAAGGUUGACAGUUAAUUUAUUUCAAAUAAAUGUUACUUUUCUUUGUACUGCCA